CGACAGCGCGAAAUCAUUGCUCAAUUAGAGAAUCCGGCACAUCGCUCCAAGCCCAACCACGACGGCGGCGGCGUAUUCCUCCGCCUAACGCCGCCACGUGGCACUCACUGCCAUCCACUGACGCUCGGCCCCACCGGUCGCGGCCGCCUCGUCCUCUUUAAUUCCUCCCUCCGGUACGCCUGCCUCGUAGCCGUCGCCAAUACCGAAACAGUACGGCGGGCUAGGGCUGGUCCACUUGCAGGUCGAUGCAUUUAUGGCUGUCGGAUCAGCAUCGUGAUUCGAGAGGCCGCGCGAUUGGAAGGUUCGGUCUCUGAGGACUUCUUGCUGAAGUUGGAAGAGGAUCUUGCUUGCUUGUUGGAAGGUUGAAUUCACAGUUGAAAGCUGCUUUGACCGCACCAGGAUUAGAGGCCCUGGUGGAGAGUGGAGACUCGAGAGGCGAAGUUAUGUCGGGUCCGCUGGAUCGAUUUGCAAGGCCAUGCUUUGAGGGGUCCUCUGGUAAUGAAGAGAGAAGGGAAAGAAAAUCUGAUUUUGAGAACUCAGAGGAUGAAAGAAGGACGAGAAUUGGUUCGCUGAAAAAGAAAGCAUUAAAUGCCUCAACCAAGUUCAAACAUUCUCUCAGGAAAAGGAGCAGUAGAAGGAAGAGUGAUGGUCGAGUUAGCUCUGUUUCAAUAGAGGAUGUUCGGGAUGCUGAGGAGCUACGGGCUGUUGAUGCAUUUCGACAAGCAUUGAUAAUGGAUGAAUUGCUACCUGAAAAGCAUGAUGACUAUCAUAUGAUGUUAAGGUUCCUGGUAGCAAGGAAGUUUGAUAUUGAGAAGACCAAGCACAUGUGGGCUGAUAUGAUUCAAUGGAGGAACGAUUUUGGUGCUGACACUAUUAUGGAGGAUUUUGAAUUUAAAGAAUUGAAUGAAGUUUUAAAGUAUUACCCACAUGGUAAUCAUGGUGUGGAUAAGGACGGAAGACCUGUCUAUAUCGAGAGAUUGGGAAAAGUUGAUCCAAACAAACUUAUGCAAGUCACCACAAUGGACAGGUAUAUAAAAUACCAUGUCAAGGAGUUUGAGAGAAGCUUUGCAAUUAAGUUUCCAGCUUGUACCAUUGCUGCAAAAAGGCACAUAGAUUCAACCACAACAAUCUUAGAUGUUCAGGGCGUGGGUUUGAAAAACUUUACCAAAGGUGCCCGUGAACUUAUAAUUCGACUCCAAAAGAUUGAUGGUGACAAUUAUCCUGAAACUCUCCACCAAAUGUAUAUCAUCAAUGCCGGUCCUGGUUUUAGGCUGCUUUGGAAUACUGUAAAGACUUUUCUAGACCCCAGAACAACUUCCAAGAUCCAUGUUCUUGGAUAUAAGUAUCAGAACAAGUUGCUUGAGAUUGUUGAUGCCAGUGAGUUGCCAGAAUUCCUGGGGGGUACAUGUACCUGUGCUGAUCAGGGAGGUUGUCUCCGUUCUGAUAAAGGGCCAUGGAAAAACCCUGAAAUCUUGAAGAUGGUUCUUAAUGGUGGGGCUCGUUGCCGUAGACAAGUUGUUAAAAUUUUAAACAGUGAGGGAAAGGUGGUUGCUUAUGCUAAGCCGAAUUACCAAAUGAUAAAAAGCAGUGACACAUCCACUGGCGAGUCCGGGUCUGAAGCUGAAGAUAUUGCUUCCCCAAAAGCAACAGGGAGUUAUUCACAUUUUCGGCUAACUCCCGUUCAUGAAGAAGCUAAAGUUAUUGGCGGUGCAAGUCAUGCCAGUAGCUUCCCAGGUUAUGAUGAAUAUGUUCCCAUGGUUGAUAAGGCUGUUGAUGCUGGUUGGAAGCGACAAGCAUCCUUUCAAAAGCCUCAUGCAUCCACAGGGACAAUUCCACUACCUGAUACUCAGAAGUUGCCUGAAGGAUUCCAGGCUCGGAUUUUGGCAGUGUUUAUGGCCGCCUUCAUGACACUUGCCAUGCUCUUCCGUUCUGCAGCAAGCCAUCUAACCAAGAAACUUCCUUUCACUUCAUCCAAUCAUCAGAAAAAUACUAAAGAACUCUGUCUAGAUUCUGUACCCAAGGAAGAAUUUCGGCCCCCUUCACCAAGUCCAGCAUUUUCAGAGGGAAAGCUCCUCUCCUCUGUUCUUAAGAGACUGGGGGAGCUCGAAGAGAAGGUUGGCACGCUUCAAGCAAAGCCAUCUGAGAUGCCUUACGAGAAAGAGGAACUGCUGAAUGCUGCUGUUUACCGGGUGGAUGCCCUAGAAGCAGAGUUAAUUGCUACUAAAAAGGCCCUGCACGAGGCUUUAAUGAGGCAGGAAGAACUGCUUGCUUACAUCGACAGUCAAGAAGAAGCUCUGUCCCGGAAAAAGAAGUUUUGCUUCUAAGGGAUGUUGAUUGUGAAUGAGACACAUAUUUAUGAUUCUGAAGACUCUGGUUCCAGUACAUGCUUUUCGGUAUACAGCUACCAAUAUUUGACCUUGAAAGGGAUAUGUGAAGUUUUACUCGAUAUGUUUUCUAGACCAUAUUGCGAGAAUUGUGUGUAACAAUUUGUCAUACUUUGUUCUGAUCAGAGCAAAUGUUUUGUGAGUUCUCAUUUAUUUUAGGCCUAAAACGAGUCCUGAAAUGUUUGAAUAUUUGCUUGUGAGAAGAAAGAGUUUAUCAAAUCUUCUGUUGAAUGUGAUUUGAACU
Molecule: messenger RNA, 2628 nt
Organism: Diospyros lotus (date-plum)
Lineage: Eukaryota; Viridiplantae; Streptophyta; Magnoliopsida; Ericales; Ebenaceae
Product: phosphatidylinositol/phosphatidylcholine transfer protein SFH8-like
Exons: 15
Coding region: 444-2324 (626 amino acids)
Source: RefSeq, a predicted model, not a curated record